AUGGAUGAAAAUGCCCGAAAAAAAUACUGUGGCCUCUUAAUGUUUGAUGUUCCCACACCCUCAUUUUCUAAGUCAAAUAGGACGUCGUCUUCCCAGCUUACUAUUGAUUCUACAUCAUCUUUGGAAAACAGCAGUAUACGCACCCAAGAUAAAUUUAUUUUUACAUCAUUCUUGGAGCCAAUGAAGGUUAAUCCACAGCCCUCUAAGAAUAAACCAACAAAAAAUAAUCAAGUCAUAAAGGUUCCUUUGCAUCAAAAAAAAAGAAUUCAGCGACCUCUGAAUUCUUUUCUUUUAUAUAAGCGAUCAAAACAACCAGAAAAAAUUACAUGCCAACAUGGUGAUGUUAUAAAUGCUGAGAUGUCAGGAAUUCAUGCAAAUUUCUUACAAAAGGAACCGGAAGAGCGCAAAUUUCAUUGGCAAAAUUCGACAGAUAAAAAACAAGAAAAUUCUAUGGUAACAUAUCCAGAAUACUAUUAUUACCCUAAAUUAAGCAAUUUUUCUGAUCAUAAAGUGGAGGUCACAGAUUCGAAUCAAUUUCGAAAUAUGUUACUUGGAACACAAACCAAUGACAAUAUGUACGCUCUCUCUACAGAAUAUAUAACAAUGGAGCAUACAGAUAUGUCAAUUCCUUGGGCUUAUGAUCAUUUUGAACAACCGAAUUACUCGGUGUUACCAUCUAUUUUUCCAAAAGAUGAUCCAAAAGAUGAUAGUUCACAAUCACAUAUUGACACCAUUACAUCGAUCCCUUACCCUUACUGA
Molecule: messenger RNA, 759 nt
Organism: Cetraspora pellucida
Lineage: Eukaryota; Fungi; Glomeromycota; Glomeromycetes; Diversisporales; Gigasporaceae
Source: the annotation of a GenBank genome assembly